CGCGCCCGCCCCCGGCUUCGCCUCCCGCCGCCUCCCGCCGUCUCCCGCCGCCGCCGCUUCCCCGCGGCCUGGGCCUCCGCCGCCAGCAUGCCGCACGCCUUCAAGCCCGGGGACCUGGUGUUCGCCAAGAUGAAAGGCUACCCGCACUGGCCGGCCCGGAUCGAUGACAUUGCUGAUGGCGCCGUGAAGCCCCCGCCCAACAAGUACCCCAUUUUCUUCUUCGGCACACACGAAACGGCCUUCCUGGGACCCAAAGAUCUGUUCCCCUACGACAAGUGCAAAGAGAAGUACGGGAAACCCAACAAGCGGAAAGGCUUCAAUGAGGGCCUCUGGGAAAUCCAGAACAAUCCACAUGCCAGCUACAGUGCCCCUCUGCCCGUGAGUUCCUCCGACAGCGAGGCCCCUGAGCCCGACCGAGCAGGCGGCAGCAGUGACGAUGGCGAGCGGGGGGUCAUGGCCGUGACAACUGUCACCACCUCGGUCACCAGCGACAGGAUGGAGAGCAACUCGGACUCUGACAAGAGCCUGAAGCGGAAGGCGGCCAACCUGAAGAUGUCUUCGUCCAAGCGAGCACGGAAGGCCCCCAGCGACGUGGAACCAGCCAGUGGGUCCCCAUCAGAUGGGGAGAACUCAGAGAGUUCAUCUGAGUCUGAGAAGACCAGCGACCAGGACUUCACUCCUGAGAAGAAAACCGUGGCCCGGGUCCCACGGCGGGGUCCCUUGGGGAGACGGAAGAAAAAGGCGCCCUCAGCCUCUGACUCGGACUCCAAAGCAGAAUCGGACCUGGCCAAGGGCGAGCCGGUGGCCACGGCCCCGUCUCCUUCCUCCUCCUCUUCUUCCUCUUCCUCCUCCUCCUCCGACUCAGACUCUGAGGUGUCUGUUAAGAAGCCCCAGCGGGGCAGAAAGCCAGCCGAGAAGCCUCCCCCAAAACCCCGGGGCCGGAAGCCCAAGCCCGAGCGGCCACCCAGUAGCAGCCCCAGUAGUGACAGCGACAGCGAUGAGGUGGACCGCAUCAGCGAGUGGAAGCGGCGGGACGAGGCGCGGCGGCGGGAGCUGGAGGCACGACGGCGGCGGGCCCAGGAAGAGGAGCUACGGCGGCUGCGGGAACAGGAGAAGCAGGAGAAGCAGGAAAAAGACAAGGAGCGGCGGCGGGGUCGGGCUGAGCGUGGGGAUGCUCCAGGCAGCGGCGGCAGCAGCGCCGAUGAGCCGCCAGAGGAUGAUGAGCCAGUCAAGAAGCGGGGCCCACGCGGCCGCAAGGGCCGGGCUCCCCCAACCUCCUCGGACUCGGAGCCUGAUGCCACCGACCUAGAGAGAGAGGCCAAGAAGUCGGCCAAGAAGCUGCCAGCGGCUGGUGCGGAGCCUGUGCGCAGGGCCAGCCAGAAGGAGAAGAGGGGGCGCUCCGAGGAGAGGCCCCGAGCCAGGCCUGUGAAGUUGGAGCGUCCCCGGAAGCGGUCCGAGGGAUUCUCGCAGGAUCGGAAGGUGGACAAGAAGAAAGAACCUUCUGUGGAGGAGAAGCUGCAGAAAUUGCACAGCGAAAUCAAGUUCGCCCUCAAAGUUGACAAUCCGGAUGUGAAGAGGUGCCUGAGCGCACUGGAGGAGCUGGGGACCCUGCAGGUAACCUCGCAAAUCCUCCAGAAGAACACAGACGUUGUGGCCACGCUCAAGAAGAUUCGCCGCUACAAGGCCAACAAGGAGGUGAUGGAGAAGGCGGCCGAGGUCUACACUCGCCUCAAGUCCCGGGUGCUGGGCCCCAGGAUGGAGGCAGCACCCAAGGUGAGCCGCAGCGGCACAGAAACAACCAAGGCCGAGGAGGUGCUGGCUGGAGAAGAGGUGCCCGCCGAGAAGCCUGGGGAGCAGGCCGGAACAGACUUAGCGCCAGUCAACGGAGAAGCCGCAUCCCAGAAGGGAGAGGAGCCUGACAAAGAGCCAGAGGAGACGCCUGCCUCGGAGGAGGGGCCCCGGGGCAGCCCGUCUGAAGACCCAUCGCACAAUGACAGUGCCCGGGAGGGCAGCGAACGGCCAGAGCCCCCCCAGGGGCAGCUGGACUCGGAGUCGGUGGACGAGGAUGACAGCUGAGCCAUGGCCGACCAUCCGUCCAUCUGUCCGCCCACCCGCCUGCCUGUCGGCACCACCCCAGCUCCCUCGGCCCCCGGGGAGCAGAGAACUAACUGUCGGGGAGUUCGCCGCUCUUUGUAUUUGUCCCCCGGGUUCUUUUCUGCCUCAUUUCUGUGAUUUCCAGCCACCAUGAAAUGACUAUAAAGGG
This is a messenger RNA of Suncus etruscus (white-toothed pygmy shrew), 2263 nucleotides long. RefSeq names its product HDGF like 2 (gene HDGFL2). Gene Ontology annotation, cellular component: nucleus. The transcript is spliced from 16 exons. The record is from RefSeq and is a predicted model, not a curated record. The coding region runs from base 88 to 2076 and encodes 662 amino acids. Gene Ontology annotation, biological process: regulation of transcription by RNA polymerase II. Gene Ontology annotation, molecular function: transcription coregulator activity; double-stranded DNA binding. NCBI's taxonomy places the organism in Eukaryota, Metazoa, Chordata, Mammalia, Eulipotyphla, Soricidae.